Molecule: messenger RNA, 1686 nt
Organism: Symbiodinium sp. CCMP2592
Lineage: Eukaryota; Dinophyceae; Suessiales; Symbiodiniaceae
Source: the annotation of a GenBank genome assembly
AUGCAGGGGAAUGAAGUGACUGAUCUUGCAAGCGAAUCUAUUCAACUGAUCCAAGCGAAGGGACCAUCGAGACUCGACCCGAUCAAGUUCGCAACAGGUACGACUAAAGUCUUCGGACGCAGUUCGGGCUGUGAUUAUCCACUCGAGGAUCCAGACGCAUCAAUCUCUCGCAAACACUUCCAGAUUCAUGAUUCGAAUGGCUGGCACAUUACUGAUCUGGGAUCACGGAAUGGGACCCAACUCAACGGCACCAAGUUGCUUCCAGAUUAUGCAACAGCCAUUUCACACGGCGAUGUGAUUCGAGUUGGAUCAUGGGUAUUCCGUGUGAAAGUUGGUGAUCAGAAAUCGAUGGGUUCAGACUCAACGAUGAUCAAUACGCUCAACGACACAGAUGAGAGCACGAGCAUGGUCGAGCGUGUGGUUGCUGAGCCGCUCGCGAAUCUUGCGAGCCAUCGAUUGGCGGUGCUGCUUGAAUGCGCUGACAAGAUCCACGGCUCGUCUGAUCUGGAGGAAGCUGCGAACAGCGCGUUGCAUGCAAUGAUCGAGUCCACAGGAUUCUCACGGGCUGCGUUUUUGACUCCGAUGGAAGAUGCUGGUCAGUAUGAGACUGUCGCGUUUCAGAGUAAGAAUCCAUUCGAUGAUGUGACAUCCGUCAACUUCAGCCAGUCGUUGCUUGAGACUGCAUCUGAAGGCGAGGUGGUCCGAUUGUCCGGGACGGCAUCACAAGCGGAUUAUGGUCAGAGCAUUGCUGAGCUUGAUAUCCACUCGGCGCUGUGCGUUCCUGUAAUGGUUGAUGAAGCACCUAUGGGGUAUUUGUACCUCGAUGCUCGUGGAUCAGAGAGCACCGUCAAACAUGAUGCAUCCGCAUUCGGACGCGCGGUCGGCCGAUUGCUGGGACUCACGGCAUCGAAUAUCCGGAGCAAAGAGCUUGAGAUCCAGCAGCACGCGAUGCAGUACGACUUGGAUGCCGCAGCGAAUGCUCAACGAUUACUGCUCCCUCCUUCGGAUGGGGUCGUCGGAUCGGUCUCCUAUUCAAUGCUGAUGCGUCCUGGACGGAUGGUCGCGGGCGACCUGUUCGGAGUUGUGAAACUUAAAGAUGGACGAGUGUGUGCGUUCCUUGGGGAUGUAUCUGGAAAGGGCGCCGGCGCGGCGAUCAUGAUGGCGACUACUCAGAGUUACAUCCACGCGAUGUUUGAUCAGACUUCUGAUAUCUCUGUAGUCAUGACCAAACUCAACAAACACAUUGCUCAUCGGUCGAUGGGGCAGUUCGUGACGAUGUGGAUCGGAGUGAUCAACAAGGACGAGUCUGGAGGUGCGGAGGUUGAGUUCAUCGACGCCGGGCACGGGCAUUGGCUUAUUACCAAUGGCGGCGCCGAUGCACAGCGUCCAGAUUACCGCGGCGGGGUCGUGGUCGGGAUUGAUCCGGAUAUCGAGUAUGAAUCAGAACGAUUUAGGAUUGAACCAGGUCAGCGGAUGGUGAUCUUCUCUGAUGGAAUUGUUGAGCAGACGCCGCCGGAUUCAGAGGAAGAGUAUGGAAUGCAUCGAGCUGGUGCGCUGCUGCGUUCGAGCACAUCGCAUCGAGAGGAUGUCACUAAACUGCUCGAAGGCGUGCUGGGAUUUGCUCAAUCUGACCAACUCCGCGAUGACACCACAAUUGCGUCUGUCGGCGUUCAAAUUGAAAGCUGA